ACUGAGCGCCUUCAUCAUAUCGCGACAGACGCCGAUAUCUCGAGAAAGCUCUCCGCUCAACUGUCAACGGACCCUCACUUGACCAACGCAUCACCGCAACACCGACCGUCAAGAUGUCCAACGUCUACUUCCCAUACUCCAAGGCGCCGUUGCGCACGAUCAAGGAGAUCCAGUUUGGUCUCCUCUCGCCGGAUGAGAUCAAACGGAUGAGUGUCGUCCAUGUGGAAUAUCCUGAGACUAUGGAUGAACAACGACAACGACCGCGAACGAAAGGUUUGAAUGAUCCUCGACUUGGUACAAUUGAUCGCCAGUGGACUUGUGAGACCUGCGAAGAGGGCCAGAAAGAGUGCCCUGGACAUUUCGGUCAUAUCGAACUUGCAACUCCCGUUUUUCACAUCGGUUUCUUGACGAAGAUCAAAAAGCUGCUGGAAACUGUCUGCCACAACUGUGGAAAGAUCAAGGCCAAUACGUCCGAUCCCAAGUUUCUCGAAGCCGUGCGCACGCGCGACCCUAAGAGACGUUUCGAUCAGAUCUGGCGACUGUCCAAGGACGUCCUGGUUUGCGAGGCCGAUCCUCCUCCUGACGAAGAUGAGCCCUUCUCGAAAGAAGGUUCGAAGCCUUUGCGGACACAUGGCGGAUGUGGAAAUGCCCAGCCUACGAUUCGACGAGAGGGUAUCAGCCUGAUGGGAACGUGGAAGCCGAACAAGAACAUGAUCGAGGAGGGAGACAUGCAGCAGCCAGAGAAGAAGCAGAUUACUCCCUUGAUGGCUUUGAACAUCUUCCGCAGCAUUUCUCAUGAGGAUGUCCGCAUCAUGGGCUUGAGUAACGACUACGCCCGCCCUGAAUGGAUGAUCAUCACCGUCCUUCCCGUGCCUCCUCCUCCAGUGCGACCCAGUGUCCUGGUUGGUGGUAGUGGUACAGGCCAGCGUGGUGAAGAUGAUCUGACGUACAAGCUGGCAGAAAUAGUCCGUGCCAACCAGAACGUGCAGCGUUGCGAACAGGAGGGCUCCCCAGAGCAUGUUGUCCGCGAGUUUGAGUCCCUCUUGCAAUACCAUGUGGCGACAUACAUGGACAAUGAUAUUGCAGGCCAACCUAAGGCUAUGCAGAAAUCGAACAGACCUGUGAAGGCCAUCCGUGGCCGUCUAAAGGGAAAGGAAGGUCGUCUCCGUCAGAACUUGAUGGGAAAACGUGUGGACUUCUCCGCUCGUACAGUCAUCACUGGUGAUCCCAACUUGUCACUCGAUGAAGUUGGUGUUCCCAGAAGUAUCGCGAGGACGCUGACCUACCCUGAAGUUGUCACGCCCUACAAUAUUGACAAAUUGCAGUAUCUAGUUUCGAAUGGUCCCAAUGAGCACCCUGGAGCAAGGUACAUUGUUAGGGACAACGGAGAGCGUAUCGAUCUUCGUCACGCACGGAGAGCUGGUGGUCAACAGCUGCUUUACGGUUGGAAGGUUGAGCGACACAUCAUGGAUGGAGACGUCAUUCUCUUCAACCGUCAGCCAUCUUUGCACAAGGAGUCCAUGAUGGGUCACCGUGUCCGUGUCAUGCCAUACUCGACCUUCCGACUCAACCUGUCCGUGACAACUCCUUACAACGCCGAUUUCGACGGUGAUGAAAUGAACUUGCACGUCCCGCAGAGUGAGGAGGCUCGUGCAGAGCUUGCUAACCUUUGCAUGGUGCCGUUGAAUAUUGUUUCGCCCCAGCGUAACGGUCCGUUGAUGGGUAUCGUCCAGGAUACUCUUUGUGGUAUCUACAAAAUCUGUCGGCGUGAUGUAUUCUUAACUAAGGAGCAAGUCAUGAACAUUAUGCUCUGGGUUCCCGACUGGGAUGGAGUGAUCCCUCCGCCAGCAAUCCUGAAACCUCGUCCGAGGUGGACCGGAAAGCAGAUGAUCAGUAUGGUGCUUCCUCCAGGUCUGAAUCUUUUGCGUGUUGAUAAGGACAAGGCACCACUAUCUGAGAAGUUUUCGCCAUUGGCUGACGGCGGUAUCCUUGUGCAUGGCGGUCAGCUCAUGUACGGUAUGUUCUCGAAGAAGACUGUGGGUGCAAGUGGUGGUGGUGUGAUCCACACCAUCUUCAACGAGUACGGGCAUGAGGCAGCCAUGGGUUUCUUCAACGGUGCUCAGAGAGUGGUUAAUUACUGGCUUCUUCACAACGGAUUCAGUAUCGGUAUUGGUGACACGAUCCCUGAUCAGCUUACUAUUCAGAGAAUCGAGGAAGCAGUUCGCAAGCGUAAGGAGGAAGUCGACGCCAUCACCGCUAGUGCGACCGACAACACUCUAGAACCGUUGCCAGGUAUGAAUGUCCGUGAGACCUUUGAGAGCAAGGUCUCGCGUGCUCUCAACAACGCUCGUGACGAAGCCGGUAGCGAGACCGAAAAGAGUUUGAAGGAUCUGAACAAUGCCAUUCAGAUGGCUCGUUCCGGAUCAAAAGGUUCCACAAUCAACAUCUCUCAGAUGACCGCAGUUGUCGGGCAGCAGUCCGUCGAAGGAAAGCGUAUUCCCUUCGGUUUCAAGUACCGUACACUUCCUCAUUUCACCAAAGACGACUACUCUCCAGAGUCCCGUGGUUUCGUUGAGAACUCUUACCUCCGUGGCUUGACUCCAACGGAAUUCUUCUUCCACGCAAUGGCCGGUCGUGAGGGUCUCAUUGAUACUGCCGUGAAGACAGCCGAGACUGGUUAUAUCCAGCGAAAGCUUGUCAAGGCUCUGGAGGAGGUGAUGGUCAAAUACGAUGGUACCGUUCGUAACUCUCUGGGCGACGUCAUUCAGUUCCUUUACGGAGAGGAUGGCUUGGAUGGUGCACACAUUGAGAACCAGCGCGUCGAUAUCAUCAGAUGCUCAGAUGAGCAGUUCCGUCGCAGAUUCCGCGUCGACCUUAUGGAUCCGGAGAUGACUCUCGGACCCGACGUUUUAGAACAGGCAACGGAGAUUGCAGGCGACAUCGAAGUCCAGCGUUAUCUGGACGAAGAGUGGGAGCGACUACUCAAGGACAGAGAGUUUGUUCGCAGCGUCGCCAAAGGAGAUGAGGAGAUGAUGCAGCUUCCGAUCAAUGUGCAACGAAUUCUGGAGGGUGCCAAGACUACCUUCAGAAUCAAGGAAGGCACUAUAAGCGAUCUCCAUCCAGCCGAGGUUAUUCCUCAGGUCCAAGCCCUCAUGGAUCGCUUGGUCGUCGUUCGGGGCGAUGAUAUCAUCUCUCGCGAAGCUCAAGAGAGUGCUACUCUCCUCUUCAAGGCGCAGUUGCGGUCUCGUCUUGCCUUCCGGAGACUCGUUACAGAAUACUCUAUGAACAAGUUGGCCUUCCAGCAUGUUCUAGGUGCCAUUGAGAGUAGGUUCGCUAAAGCAGCUGCGAACCCGGGUGAGAUGGUCGGUGUCCUGGCAGCCCAGUCCAUUGGAGAGCCUGCCACGCAGAUGACACUGAACACCUUCCAUUUUGCUGGUGUGUCGUCUAAGAACGUCACACUGGGUGUUCCUCGUCUCAAGGAAAUUCUGAACGUGGCCACCAACAUCAAGACACCGUCGAUGACUGUAUACCAAGAACCUGGAAGGGCUCACGAUAAGGAAUCCGCGAAGCAGUUGCGAAGUGUCGUUGAGCACACCAGCUUGCGAUCGGUCACGGAGGCUACCGAGAUCUAUUACGACCCGGACAUCCAGACUACGGUUAUUGAGAAUGAUAGGGAUAUGGUUGAAUCUUACUUCAUCAUUCCCGAGGAUGUCACCGAGGACUCGAGUCGCCAGUCCAAAUGGUUGCUUCGUAUCAUUCUCAGCCGUCCUAAGCUCCUGGACAAGGGUCUUACAGUCCAGGAUGUUGCGACGAGAAUCAAGGAAGCUUAUCCGAAGGACAUUGCAGUCAUAUUCAGUGAUAACAACGCUGAUGAGCAAGUUAUCCGUAUUCGUCAGGUUCAAGACUACAAGGAAGAAGAAGAGGACGAUGACACGGAAUACGAUGUUACGCUCAAGAAGCUAGAGCAGCAUCUGUUGGAUACUCUUACCCUCCGUGGUGUGGCUGGAGUCGAGCGUGCCUUCAUCAACGAAAAGGACAAGGUGCGCGUUCUUGAGGACGGCUCAUUGUUCCAGAGCAAGUCAGACCCUCUUUGCAAGGAAUGGGUCCUCGAAACCAGUGGUUCUUCUCUCGGCGAGGUGUUGGCUAUCCCUGGAGUCGAUGCUACUCGCACGUACUCCAAUCAGUUCAUCGAGGUGUUCGAAGUCUUCGGCAUCGAGGCCGCACGAACUGCAGUCCUGCGGGAACUUACGCAGGUGUUGGCGUUCGAUGGUUCCUAUGUCAACCACCGUCACUUGGCUCUCCUGGUCGAUGUCAUGACGGUUAGGGGUUAUCUCACUCCUGUCACCCGUCACGGUAUCAACCGUGCUGAUAACGGUGCCUUGAUGAGGUGUUCGUUCGAAGAGACGGUUGAGAUCCUCUUGGACGCUGCCGCUUUCGGUGAGCUCGACGACUGCCGUGGUGUGUCUGAGAACUUGAUUCUCGGACAGAUGGCGCCCGCAGGAACUGGAGAGUUCGACAUGUACCUGGAUCAGAACAUGUUGAACACAGUCGUUUCCAACAACGCGAGAUUUGGCCUGAUGGGUGCUAUCGGCGCGAAGGAUGCUAUCAUCAGCGAUGGAGCAGCGACGCAAUACGAUACUGGUUCGCCCAUGCAGGAGAGUGUGUAUAUCGGAACACCCGAUCCCGACUCCAAGUUCUCUCCUAUUCGCCAAACCGGCGCCGAGACUCCUGGAGGUUUCGCCACGGAUUAUCGCCCUGGUUUCGAAGGUGGCUUCAGUCCUGCUCCCAGAAGCCCAGGUUAUUCUCCGACCAGCCCCUUCAAUACCAGUCCGACGUCUCCGCGGUACUCACCGUCGUCGAGCUACUCGCCUACGUCUCCUGGCAUGGCUAUUACCAGCCCUCGUUUCAUGACAUCUCCUGGUUUCUCGCCGGCCAGUCCGUCGUUCGCGCCGACCUCGCCAGCUUAUUCUCCUACCUCGCCAGCCUACGGCCAAGCGUCACCGACGUCUCCCUCCUACUCUCCUACCUCUCCGGGAUUUUCUCCCACCUCGCCCAACUACAGCCCUACGUCGCCAAGCUUCAGUCCAGCUUCUCCGGCAUUCAGCCCGACGUCCCCAAGCUACAGCCCCACCAGCCCUGCCAUUGGGGGAGCUACUGGCCGUGGUCAUUCUCCCACUUCUCCAACCUCGCCGAAGUACACACCUACUUCGCCUGGUUGGUCCCCAACAAGUCCUCAGACUUACUCUCCUACCUCUCCCAACUUCGCUGGCUCGCCGACGUCUCCUGGUGGACCUACAUCUCCAGGCUACAGCCCAACCUCUCCGGCUUUUAACCCGACGUGAGUGUUUUCUGCCUGCUCCAUGAUCAACACCCAUUUGCUGAUAGCCUCUUCCAGGUCUCCGCGCCAGUGAUUUUAGAUUUUACUGUCUCUUUACGGCCCUUUCCACGCUGAUGUACCACCAUGCCCUUGUUCACAUAAACCACACAAAAGAACCAUAUUGCAUCUUAGGU
Messenger RNA from Paecilomyces variotii, 5511 nucleotides. Its product is annotated as putative DNA-dependent RNA polymerase II largest subunit. Gene Ontology annotation, cellular component: RNA polymerase II, core complex. Bases 114 to 5342 code for a protein of 1742 amino acids. Gene Ontology annotation, molecular function: DNA binding. Lineage: Eukaryota; Fungi; Ascomycota; Eurotiomycetes; Eurotiales; Thermoascaceae. The transcript is spliced from 4 exons. The record is from RefSeq and is a predicted model, not a curated record. Gene Ontology annotation, biological process: transcription by RNA polymerase II.